AUGAAGCUCCAAACCCCUCAGUUCCAGGCGCUUUUCACCCCGGGGCUUCGCAAAUUGUUCGAGAAGAAGAACUACGAGCUGAGAAUAGCAGGAGGUGCUGUGAGGGAUUUGCUCAGUGGAAUGACACCACAAGAUAUAGACUUUGCCACCACAGCUACACCCACAGAGAUGAAGGAAAUGUUCACGUCUGCUGGGGUUCGUCUGAUCAAUAACAAAGGAGAAAAGCAUGGCACCAUCACUGCCAGGCUCCAUGAACAGAAUUUUGAGAUCACUACUCUCAGAAUAGAUGUUGUCACCGACGGACGACACGCAGAGGUGGAGUUCACCACGGACUGGGAGAAGGAUGCUGAAAGGAGGGAUCUGACUGUCAACUCCAUGUUUUUAGGUUUGGAUGGGAUGCUGUAUGAUUUUUUUAAUGGAUAUGAAGACUUGAAAAACAAGAAAAUUAGAUUUGUAGGAAAGGCAAGUGAGAGAAUCCAAGAGGAUUAUUUACGAAUCCUAAGAUAUUUCAGGUUUUAUGGAAGAAUUGCAGAAAAUCCUGGAGAUCAUGAACCUAGCACCCUGCAGGCAAUUAGAGAAAAUGCCAAAGGUUUGGCUGGAAUAUCAGGAGAAAGGAUUUGGGUGGAACUGAAAAAAAUUCUUCAAGGAAACCACGUGAAUCACUUGGUUCGACUAAUGUAUGAGCUGGAUAUUGCCCAAUACAUAGGACUCCCGCUUGAUGGAAAUUUAGAGGAGUUUGACAGAGUCACUAAAAACAUUCACAAUCUGUCUCCAAAACCAAUGACUGUUCUGACAUCAUUGUUCAGGGUGAAGGAUGAUGUCACAAACCUCGAUCUGAGGCUGAAAAUCUCAAAAGAAGAAAAAAACCUUGGCCUUUUUUUAGUGAAGCACCGGCAAGAGCUCACCAAAGCUGUGGGUCCAGAGCCACUUAGGCCCUACCAGGACUUCAUAAUGGAUUCAAGGGAAGCCAAUACAAACUCCAAGAUCUGUGAGCUCCUGAAGUACCAAGGAGAAGAACACCUUUUACAGGCAAUGCAGCAGUGGACUGUUCCUUCCUUCCCUGUUAGUGGCCAUGAUUUAAGGAAAAUGGGCAUGUCCUCUGGCAAAGACAUUGGAGCAGCUCUACAGCAGCUGAGGGAAGAGUGGAAGAAGAGCAGAUACCACAUGGACAAAGAGGAACUGUUGAGUUGCCUGAAGAAGUUGUGA
Merops nubicus (carmine bee-eater) is the source of this 1206-nucleotide messenger RNA. It is a transcript of the gene TRNT1, whose product is annotated as tRNA nucleotidyl transferase, CCA-adding, 1. Bases 1 to 1206 code for a protein of 401 amino acids. The record is from RefSeq and is a predicted model, not a curated record. Gene Ontology annotation, molecular function: RNA binding; nucleotidyltransferase activity. The transcript is spliced from 7 exons. Gene Ontology annotation, biological process: RNA processing. NCBI's taxonomy places the organism in Eukaryota, Metazoa, Chordata, Aves, Coraciiformes, Meropidae.